Molecule: messenger RNA, 804 nt
Organism: Linum tenue
Lineage: Eukaryota; Viridiplantae; Streptophyta; Magnoliopsida; Malpighiales; Linaceae
Source: the annotation of a GenBank genome assembly
AUGGCGAGAAGACUACAAGGCAAAGUAGCCCUCAUUACCGGCGGAGCCAGAGGGAUCGGUGCCGCGGCGGCGCGGCUCUUCUCUAUGCACGGCGCCAAAGUCGUGAUAGCAGACAUCCGGUCCGACCUGGGCCGCUCCGUAUCCGAGCAGAUCCAACUCGAGUCGGGCCACCCGGUCUCGUACGUCCAAUGCGACGUCGUGAGCGACUCGGACAUGCAAAACGCAGUGGACACCGCCGUUUCGAUGCACGGGAAGCUCGACAUCAUGUACAACAACGCCGGGAUAGCAGGGGAGAAGGUCAACCCGCUCGAGAAGAAGAAAGUAGGCAUACUUUCCGUGGAGCGGGAAGUGUUCAGGAAGGUGUUCGAUGUCAACGUGUAUGGAUCGUUCCUGGCAGCGAAGCACGCUGCCAGGGUGAUGGUCCCGCGGAAGAGCGGGACCAUCCUCUUGACUGGUAGCGUUGCAACCGAGAGCUACGGCUUCGCGACGCACACGUACACGGCGUCGAAGCACGCGGUGGUGGGGCUGGCGAAGAGCCUGUGCGUGGAGCUGGGGGAGUUCGGGAUUCGUGUGAACUGCAUCUCGCCGUUCGGGGUCGCGACUCCGAUGUGUGAGGAGUCGAUGGGGCUGGACGAGAAGGCUCUGGAGGAGAUGUUCACGGCGAUGGGGAAUCUGAAAGGAGUUGUUCUGAAACCAAAGAAUGUCGCGGAGGUCGCGCUGAACUUGGUCAGUGAUGAGUCUAGGUACCUUAGUGGGUUGAACCUUUUGGUUGAUGGUGGUUUCUGUCUCAAGAGUAGUGCUUGA